AUGUCUCUUACUCGCCACUUUUGCUGCUGUCUUCCCGUGCGACUCGGAGUCUUUGUGCUCUCGCUAUUGUCGUUGAUUGGUGGUGGAAUCUACGCGGGUGCGACAUGGUAUGCAUACUACCUCUCUGAAAAAGAAGACCAUGUGUCACUUACCAAGACUCAGAAGAUCGCGUUUAUCGUGUCUGGAGUGGUGUACUCGAUCCUGGCUAUCGCGGCGCUAUUGGGAUUGAUCGGUGCUAUUGGAAGGAAACGUGGAUUGGUGGCGACUUAUAGUACAUUCAUGUGGUUCCACCUUGCAGCCCAGGUCGCUGUUGGAGCGUUCUUCAUCUACGCGCUGUUCCAGAACAAUAACGAGCUCGUGACGCAAUGCAAGGAGCAGGCGAGUUGUACUAAUACCAAUGCCAACAUUAAUGCUGAUGAUGCGUGCCAGUUGUUCACCAAGUGGGGUCGCGUCGGUGCCAUCAUCUCAUUGGUCGUUAUUCUCCUUAUUGAACUUUACUGCUGCUUCAUUGUUUCGCGUUAUGUGUCUCAACUCACCGACGAACAAUCCUUCCGUGCCGUCAACCGCACUGCCCACGUUGAGGCAAAUGCUGGUCGCUCAUCCGGAUACUACCCGCACGAGCCAAUUCACUCUGGAACCGAGCUCCUUAACAAGGAAGGUCACUCAAACGACUACCCGUAUGCUCAAGCUCAGCACUCGUUUGGCCACAAGGCGUAA
Messenger RNA from Rhizoctonia solani, 717 nucleotides. Its product is annotated as tetraspanin family protein. Lineage: Eukaryota; Fungi; Basidiomycota; Agaricomycetes; Cantharellales; Ceratobasidiaceae. Bases 1 to 717 code for a protein of 238 amino acids. The record is from RefSeq and is a predicted model, not a curated record. The transcript has 4 exons.